Messenger RNA from Patella vulgata (common limpet), 1170 nucleotides. Its product is annotated as neuronal acetylcholine receptor subunit alpha-2-like. Gene Ontology annotation, cellular component: membrane; synapse; neuron projection. The record is from RefSeq and is a predicted model, not a curated record. The transcript is spliced from 6 exons. Lineage: Eukaryota; Metazoa; Mollusca; Gastropoda; Patellidae. The annotation marks the transcript as partial. Gene Ontology annotation, biological process: nervous system process; regulation of membrane potential; chemical synaptic transmission. Gene Ontology annotation, molecular function: extracellular ligand-gated monoatomic ion channel activity; neurotransmitter receptor activity; transmembrane signaling receptor activity.
AACAACUUGUUUCAAAAUUACACACCCACAGCUCGACCAAGAAUGAAUAGUUCAGAAAGUGUUGGCGUUACAUUAGAUUUCUUUUUGACACGUCUUGAUGAAUUGAAUCUCCGUAAGCAGUCAUUAACAGUAACAGGUUGGCUUUAUGCGGAAUGGAUCGACGAUUUUUUGAAGUGGGAUCCUGAUGAUUAUAAUAAUGUAUCUAGUAUAGUUAUUCCAGCUAAUAGAGUGUGGAUUCCAGACAUCUCAUUAGGAAACAGUGUCGAUGAUAUUUUCAAGAGUGAGUUUGUCGAAUUAUUUCGCGUGUCUAUCUACAGUAAUGGUAGAGUUGUUUGGGAACCAGGUGGUGUCUUCAGUAUAGCCUGUCCAAUAGAUAUCACAUAUUACCCGUUUGACCACCAGACCUGUGAACUAAGUUUCGGUAACUGGCAAUACACUAAAGACCAAGUAUUAUUAAGAAACCGAAGUCACGUGGUUGCUUUAGAAAACUAUUCAAAAAAUGGCGAAUGGACGAUUGAAUACACUAAGGUUUAUUCGUCUGCCUUUGUCUAUCAGUGCUGUCCAGAAUUGUCCUAUCCAGAAGUGAAUUUUAAACUCCAUAUCCGUCGUAAAUUUAUGUACUAUUUUAUCAACAUUAUGAUACCGUGUUUAAUGAUGUCUAUUCUGGUGUUGAUGGUGUUCUAUUUGCCUCCCGAUGCCGGCGAAAAGAUUUCUCUUGGCGUAACUGUGUUGCUGUCAUUUUCCGUGUUUCAACUGAUGAUAGCUGAGGAGAUGCCCACAUCGUCUAAUGCAACACCUUUGUUAGAAAUCUACAUGUUAUGUUUUAUGGGAGCUUCAACAUUUUCUGUUACUGUUUCUGUGUUUGUGCUAAAUUUACAUCACCGAACUGAAUAUAACAAGCCUCCUGAUUGGUUGAGAUAUAUAUGUUUACAAUUCUCGAGUCUGCAUUCGAGGAGAGAAUUUCUGAAUGCAGUACAAGAUGUCUAUGCCGAAGUCUGUCAAUCCAGAAGAGACGAAGAAUUAGGACAGGCUUUAGAAAAUGAAUGGAAAUUAAUUGCCAGGGUUGUGGAUAGAUGUUUCUUUAUUGUGUGUACCUCCAUGUUAAUCAUUUCAUCUAGCGUCAUAUUUGGUAUUAUGCCGUAUCAUCACGCGGAGGAAAUAACAGUCUAG